Lipotes vexillifer (Yangtze River dolphin) is the source of this 1221-nucleotide messenger RNA. RefSeq names its product muskelin-like. Bases 1 to 1221 code for a protein of 406 amino acids. Gene Ontology annotation, molecular function: protein binding. NCBI's taxonomy places the organism in Eukaryota, Metazoa, Chordata, Mammalia, Artiodactyla, Lipotidae. The transcript is spliced from 3 exons. The record is from RefSeq and is a predicted model, not a curated record. Gene Ontology annotation, cellular component: cytoplasm.
AUGGCGGCUGGCGGGGCUGUGUCUGCGACGCCCGAGUGCCGGCUUCUGCCCUACGCGCUACACAAGUGGAGCUCCUUCUCCUCCACCUACCUUCCUGAGAACAUUUUAGUGGAUAAGCCAAAUGACCAGUCUUCACGGUGGUCUUCAGAGAGCAACUACCCUCCCCAGUACUUGAUUCUGAAGCUUGAAAGGCCUGCUAUAGUCCAGAAUAUCACAUUUGGAAAAUAUGAGAAAACUCAUGUCUGCAAUUUGAAGAAAUUUAAAGUCUUUGGUGGAAUGAAUGAAGAAAACAUGACAGAGCUAUUGUCCAGUGGCUUAAAGAAUGAUUAUAACAAAGAAACAUUUACCUUGAAGCAUAAAAUUGAUGAACAGAUGUUUCCUUGUCGAUUCAUUAAAAUAGUUCCACUCUUAUCGUGGGGACCCAGCUUUAACUUUAGCAUCUGGUAUGUUGAACUUAGUGGCAUUGAUGAUCCCGAUGUAGUACAACCCUGUCUCAACUGGUAUAGUAAGUACCGUGAACAGGAAGCUAUUCGCCUUUGCCUAAAACACUUCAGACAACAUAACUAUACAGAGGCCUUUGAAUCACUGCAAAAGAAAACCAAGAUUGCCCUGGAACAUCCCAUGUUAACAGAUCUGCACGAUAAAUUGGUACUGAAGGGUGAUUUUGAUGCUUGUGAAGAAUUGAUUGAAAAAGCUGUAAAUGAUGGCUUGUUCAAUCAGUAUAUCAGUCAACAGGAAUAUAAGCCACGAUGGAGUCAAAUCAUUCCGAAAAGUACCAAAGGUGAUGGAGAAGAUAACCGACCAGGAAUGAGAGGAGGCCAUCAGAUGGUUAUUGAUGUUCAAACAGAGACUGUUUAUUUGUUUGGUGGCUGGGAUGGAACACAAGAUCUUGCUGACUUCUGGGCGUACAGUGUGAAAGAGAACCAAUGGACAUGUAUCUCUAGAGACACUGAGAAAGAGAAUGGUCCCAGUGCUAGAUCAUGUCAUAAAAUGUGCAUUGACAUUCAACGAAGGCAAAUCUACACACUGGGGCGUUAUUUGGAUUCCUCUGUGAGGAACAGCAAAUCUCUGAAGAGUGAUUUCUAUCGUUAUGACAUUGACACAAACACAUGGAUGUUACUCAGUGAGGAUACUGCUGCUGAUGGAGGACCGAAACUGGUGUUUGAUCAUCAGGUUUGGUGCACAGAUAACUGUAUGGUGGAAUUAAUUAGUGCUCAGUGA